AUGGUGCUGAACAGCUGGCAAUGGAGGCUGUUUUUCCUAGCACUGACACUCCUUUUGGGCUCAUUUGCCACUGGACACUUGCUUGAGAUUUCGGACCUCGGCCGUGGAACCAGCAUCGGGGCUCUCUACGAUGUCGUGACUGGUGAGAUUUUGGACGUGGCCCUGUGGUCAAACAAUGUGACGAACAGCUCUGACCUGGUGCGGACAAUCCCAGCACACUACGCGCGCUUGUCCUUUACUCGCAGCGAGAGGACGGAGGACCGAGCAAGUUUGCAGAGUCUGAGUGGCGAGGUUACAGGGAGUAUUUUAGGCGGCUUCCUCUCUGUGAAAGGCUCUGCUCUGGUCUUGGAACACAAGCGCCGGAGCCGGUCGACCGCGGAGGUGGUUGCCAACUACCACAUUGAAACUCGCAAAACCGUCAUCAAUGCAUACGACCCACGGCUUUGCAAAGAACAAUUGCAAGUGGGGGAGUUUCCCGGACUGAAGCGUGCAACGCACGUUGUGACUGGCAUUCUGUAUGGAGGCGAUUGUGCUGCCAUUUUCAGUACUGAAUCGGCAAGCCGCUUUGACAAGUCUGCAGACCUAACAAAGAUAGAGGGCGAGAUUGAUUUCUGGCUCGGCAGUUAUACGCAGACCUUGGUGGAGCGAGAUGAUAUCAAGGAGUCUUCCAGUGCCUCGAGCAGCAUCACCGUGGAGAUUUUUGGAGAUCUUCUCCCAGAAGGUCCGCUGCCAGGUGAUGUCGAAUCCGCUGUUCGCUUCAUGUCGGCCAUGCCACAGCAAAUGGUGAGCCAGGGCGACCUGCCUAAGAGGCUUUUCCUAACACCACUCUCGGAGCUUCCAUGUGACGAGCAAGCUGGGCGAAGGCUUGAACGUGCCACGCUGCAGCACUAUUUUGAGUUGCCAGACCGCUUUGUAACCCUUAGUAUCAGGCUGCUGGAAGAGUUGGACACAGCAGAGCAGUGCCUUAAUGAGCUGUCACUGCGGCCUCACCGAGGCUUUAUCUCUUUGCGACAGGCAAUUCACUGCCAUCUGGAGAAUCUUCAGGAUUACCGGAAGCAGUUCAGGCAGCAACUCAAAGAAUCCACGCAAGCCUUCCGAAAUGACGGCGCCGAGCAAAAACUUGAUUAUUUGGUGCAGAGCUUCUAUGAAAGUGGAUACAGUCUACAGGAGACACAGAGCUUGUGCAACAAGUUGCAAACGAAGUGGUCGACAGCAGAUGAUGUUGCGGAUUUCAUGGAGCAGUCCAACUUGCAGAUGGGAAACCACAUCUCGGACUUCAUUGGUCCAUCUCUGAAUCCUCGAGUACACUCCGCAUACCAGUUUCUCUUUGUAGGCGAGCCCGACAGUGUAGAGAAUCGGGAGAGUGUCAAGUUGCUGAAGGACUUUGCACACUUGGCUGGACAGCGCAAGAGAGUCUCAGGCUCCUCUUGUGACGACUGCGAACCCGUGAGCUUCUCCGCGAUCCAGUUCGACAGUUUUUGCUUACAAUUUUGCCGGCCGGAGCAAUGCCAGCUUUGGUGCAAAAACUGUGGAGAGGGGACAGAUUUGUCGAACUCUACUGCCUCAAGUGAUUUAGUAUUUCUGAUGCCGCAACAGGAGUCGUGGUGCGAGGUGCCUCAAAGCAGAGUGUUGCUGUCUGUGAGGAAUGCACAGCCUCAGGUCGUUAAUGUGCAGCAUAUUCAACCCCCCAGUUCCUUGGACCUGCUGGAGGUGCGGUACAAUGGUCAUGAGAUUGAGUUGAUUCUAGGGAAUCAAUCCAGCUGCGCUCCUCCAGUCUUGCGACACGUGCUACGUGUUUCUUGGGAGACCAAGGAAGACUCUAUGCACCUCUAUUCUCAACACCGAGAUUUUGAGAUCUAUGCGCCAGAGGAUGCGGCCCGCAUUGUCUUGGAUGCUGGGCGAGUGUAUUCCUUCCAAGUGGCCGCAGUGAACCAGGUGGGUAUCGGCCCCUUCUCAUCCAAACGACGGGCCAUGGCCACUUCGACAUCUUCUGAAAGAAGGCUUGCAGCGUUUGCAGGCUUGUUCGGGUUGCCGGUGCCAGUGGUAGGCCUCCUUGCCUCCCGGGAAGCCGUCCUCUCCCUGCCUGAGACUAAGCGGAACCGCGUGCCCAGCUGGCGUUGUGUCCAAGUCACCAUUUCCUUGUCCAGCGACACACAGGAGGAGAUCUCUGGAGUUAGGUUUUCAGAUGCGGAGAACGUGCACCAGAAUCUCACCUGUGCUGCACGGAUGUCAUCCUACAACGAAAUACAUUGCACCAUCCCAACCCGGAAAACUUCAGUAGACAUCCUUUGGAAUGUCGAGGUGCUUGGCUUCGACAGACCCAUUGCUGAGCUUGGCCAUCUGCUUCAAGAGGCGCCAAGUGUCCAAGCUUGUCGAGAGUGGAGCCAGGCUGACUAUUGCCAUUCAAUAGAGCCGACCUGUGUGAAGACGUGUGCUGAUUGCGCGGCCCGGCCACAUGCCCAUGCCCCUCCCAACUGCAGCUCUGUGGAUGCAGGCCAUUACUGGAGUGAGCUGACAGGCGUCCCUGUCAAUGGCAACCGCCAGGAUGAAGCAGAUUUUGAGCUUGAGAACGGAGAAGUGUGCCCACUUGAGCCCGAGCCGUACUGGAAAGAGGAUGCAAGCUUCCGCCGAUUGACACCAACUCACAGACCUGCUCCUGCCAGCCUCGUGCUUGACAUUCGGCUGUGGAGGAGCGAGGUGGCUGCCAGUUGCCAGGCAACUUCGCAAGUUGCCCCAGACAAAUGCUCACGGCAAGUGGUCAGGGCUGUGCCUAGCCCAAUUCAGCAGCUGAGAGACCAGCUGAACAGUUCGGUCUUGCUGAUCAUGGAGGCGUGGUUAAUGGUUCCGGAAGCGACAGUUUUCUCGAAGGAUCCAGAGACUCUGCGGAUGAUAACGUCAAGCUUGCUCAAUGCCGCUGAGUACCCUCACCUGGGCGUCCAAGUUGCUAUGGAGCCGAUUUGGGUACAGCGAGAAGCAAAUGUCAGAGCAUUCUUUGCUUUUAGCUUGACUUGUUGGCUGAGUGCCUCUUGUUUGCAGAUAAGACCAGAGCUUGAAACCAUGUUGUCUGAUCUUGCGGAGGCCGGCAUUUUGGUUGGCAAUCUAACUCGCUCACUGCAGCAGUCUGGCUACUCAGUGACUGCCACAGUUUCUGGCGAUUCACACAACAACGAAGCUGUGGCUGUCUUGGAGCUGGGGCUGACACUUUCAGACAUCUCCUCGUUCGAUCUUGAAGGCUUUCAACGUGAGAUGAGUGAAGCAUUGGGUGUGAGUGCCGAGAAUGUCUUGCUGACAAGCGUUCGGUACCAGACUUCAGUGACCUUGAGCCUUGGUAGUGUGACCACCGCAGAACAGGCACAAGUGGCUUUAGCUGAUUUGUUGGAUAUACACCAGGACAGCAUCAGUGUUACUCUGCUUGGGGCACGACGGCUCAACAGCUUGUUCAUUCGUGGACGUCUCCUGGCUUCGGUGACUUUGGAAGCUGUCAUCCGAACAGAAGAUCUCCAGUCAACUGCCUCAACUGCAGAGAUCUUUGCAAACAUGACAACCCUGAGUGAAGCCUUUGAUGUUGGCGUGUCUGUGCUGGUCUCUCCUGCAACCAUUGCGCAGAUUGCCCUAGACAUUCAGCUUCCACCAAGCAUUACUUUGGACAUGACUGAGAUUAAGGAGUCAAUCUUGGAGGAGACUGGAUUUAACGUAUCAAUCUACAGCAUGGAAAUGGAAGAAGCUCUGGAUUCCCCGCAAAGCACGAGUGAUAGUAUAGACAGUGGAUUGAACGCUGUCGAGGAGACAGUUGAUGAUUCCCUUCCAAUGGUCUUGAUUGGCACUUUGCUUGCCUCUUUUCUCAUGAUGAUUCUGGUCUGCUGUAUGGCUUGCAGGCGGUGGUUGCGGUGCUGCAAUGCUUCUGGUGCUCGGGAUACAGAGAACAACUUGGCCGAUGAGUCCAUUACAGCACAGGACCAGGGUCGUCGCUUCUUUUUGGGGGAACUCUAUGAUGCCCGCACGAGUGAGUCGCUUGGGGCUUCUCUGUGGCCGCUCUCGGUGUUGGAUGAUCCGCGCUUUGUCCGGGAGACUUCAGCUGCCAGUGCUGACUACUUCUUGACUUAUGCUGAUACAGUAAAGGACGGAGCGGGCUGGCGAGGGGAAGCUCAGUUUGGGCAGGACAAGAUGGAAUUGAUGGGUAUCGACGGCACAAUCGAUUUCGAGCGCUCCGUUGGGAUCAGCAAGUUUACCUUGUCAGGCUCAGCAAAGUACUUGGAAUCAAAGGUGCGCAGCUCACUGAGCAUGACAGUGUAUACAGUCUGCAAGACGCUGAAUGCGAUGGAUCCGGACCUUCAACGCCUUCGAUUCGACUACAUACCUCCUCAAGCGACCCACUAUGCGACCUUGGCGCACAAACAUAGCAUUCCCUUUGAUCUGUGUUCACGUAGGCUCCAUGGCUCCAUUCUGCAGGAGGAGGAGAUCUUCAGCAGCAAGAACAUCACUGUCAAAGUGAAUGGAGAUGUGAUCCCCAGUGGCUCACCCAGUGGUCAGGCAGAAGAUGACGAUACAAGCCGCCGGUUGAGCUGGGGCGACCGUCCCCAGCCUCGACGAAGGCUGAGUGAAGAUACUUGCUGGGAUAAGCCCAAUUGGAGGGAUGGCAUCAGCAGCCAAAGCUGCAGAGAUUACAAGAAGUCUUACUGCGACGCAGCAAGCAACACCUACUAUCCUGAUCGUCACCCUACGAAGCGCCAGUCCAAGGAGGUGAACUUCCCGGACCUUUAUUGCUGUGUCAGGGAGUGGGAGGCCUAUUGUGAAGCCGACCCGUGUUUGAAGUGCACGCAUCAGAGGACGACUCUGAUUGGAAUGCAGUGGAAUUUGGAGGAUGAGGAGCUGGCGUGGAGGGACGUUCUAUGGAUAGUGAAAGCCACACGUCGUGGCCAGAUGGAUCGGGGAGAGAUGAGUUCUCACGAGGGCAUGAACCAGGGCAAGGGCAUCGACAACACGGCGAAGGGAGUGUACAUGAUAACUGGUCAUGGGAUGGUCGAGCAUGGGGGCACGAUCAUGGACAAGUUCAUGUACCAGGAUCCAGAUGGGCAUGGUUGUGACUACUACCGUUUGAACCGUUGCCAAAGUGGGUCCUACAGUGGUGCUGACGCCCCGCGGGUCAAUCACCCAGAGGAGAAUUGCUGCGGGUGUGGCAAGUGUGAGGACACAGCAGGUUGGAGCGACCCUUCAAACCACACGCGCCAGUGGUACAAGAACAACGGAUUAUGCCCAAACGGCGUCUACCGGGAUGCCGCCAAUGCUACCCAAGCAGAACUCAGCAACUUUCCAGAUAUGCACUGCUGUGCAUGUGGGAAGGCAAGCACCUACGUGCAUGCAGUCGACCUGACAGCGACAACUACAACUACCACUGCUCUCUACAAGCUUUCGGAUGGCCCAGAGUAUUCCGCAAGACGUCGCAGAAGUGUUACUCUUGAGAAGCCUACCAGGGUGCCCACGGACCCGACGAGUGCGCUAGACUACCUCUCCAGGGUGCACGUCUCGGCCCUGGAAGAUGGUGGCGUCCCGAUGCAGAUCACCCUUACACCAGUGAAGUGGCUGGUCAGUGGCUAUGAAGCAGUCGCCAAGCGACUCACUUCAGAGCUGAUGAACAAAGCGAUUGGCAUUACCGAGGACUUUGACCAAGGAGUUCGCAUCAUCAAUGACCUUGCAGUGCCUAGGUUCCAGUGGGCUCGCGACAACCUUGGCUUCAAUUCUUGGACUUGGAACGUAGAACUCUUCAACAGAGCCCAGAAAGAAUAUCAUCGCGAUUUCAAGAUGUCCUUGGCGAGGGCGCUGUAUGAGUACCGCACACUCGACCGGCUGGACGCCGUGGAAGAGAUCCUACAGGGUCAUCAAGCAAGCAGUUUCACUCUGGACCUUAUCAGAAAGUACAGAGAAGAGCAGACUGAUGCACUGAAUUCCUUGUCGAACAUGGUGCUCCCCUUGCGGGAGGAAGGGGCUACGCUUGCCACCCAGUUCUCGGACUACAUUGGCCCCACGCUCUCCAUGCACUAUGAUGCCGUGGUCGUCCUCAUUAUCGCUGGCAUGAACCCAGCAAGCAGCCGGGACACAAUCAAUAGUGUCAGACGCUUUUUGGCGUUUGCUCGCAAAACAGGUCCGUUACCCCACUGUUUGAAGGCCCGGCGUUUUGAGGCCGGACCAAAUGCACCAUACCAGUGCGUGGAGACUUACAAGCUGGUGGUCAUACACUUUGACUCCUUUUGCUCGCAAUUUUGCCAGCCGCACCUUUGCCUCAAUCCUGCCCCAAGGACCUGCUCAGACGCCUCCGCUUCUGAAGGCCUUGACUUUUUGGCAGAUAGGGAGGCAUGGUGCCAAAACCCAUGCACACGUGUAGUAGCACACUACAAACAGGGGCCUGCCUCCAGUGCUGAUAAGCUCCUACCACAACUCCCACAACCACCCUCCAUCAUUGACAUCUCGGUGGGUGCUCAGGAGCAAGACCCCAAGAACCAGCGUGUCCACAUGCAGCUUGGCCCCUUGGCAAGCGGGGUGGUCUCAGUCCGUCUGAGAAUCAUUCAUCACGAGUUUGACAAGGCAGCCAAUGAAUGGAUCCCGGUACACGGUGUGCAAGACACGCACACGCCAGAGUUGAAUGUGACAAUCGGCCAACUCAUUUCGGGGCGAUACUACUACUUCCAAGCGGCAGCAGUGAACGAUGUAGGCGAAGGGCCCUACAGUGCACGCUGGCCGGAAAGUGCUUCGGGGCUCCUUGUGGGCCAUCGCAUUGUCACCAUCCAGCCCGAAAAAGCUGUGCGCCAACCGCUCGAGCAUUUGGAUACUUGCGAUGCAGAAGAAGCAGCUGGUUCCGACCUUACAAAUCGGGCCCCCAACUGGCUUGCCUGGGCAGUCCGCUUGAGCUUUAGCGAGUUGCCGAGAAAUCAAGAGCCAGCAGCAAGCGUGGAAUUCUUCGACCUCGCAAAUGGCACAACUUUCAAUUGCCUAAAGUUCCAGCUGGAUCCAAGUGAUUCUCUUGCUGCCUCGUGCCGCAUCCCUUGCCGGGAAUCAAGGUUUACCAGCACUUUAGCAGUGACAGUUUGGGAUUCCAAUCGAAUAACCAAAAUUGCAGAAGGCCAGUUGACACAUGAGCCCAUGUCCAAAGCAUCUUGUGGAGCCUUCACUCCCAGCAGACCACUCUUUUGCGAUGUUGAAGACUCGCGCCAAAGGCGCUGCAUGGUACCCACCUCGAUCAAUGGCUCCGCAUGCGACCUGUGCUUUGAUGCACGCACUCCGAAGACCUACCGAGUCGAGUCUCGCCUGUGCACUGGAUUUCAGUGCCAGCUGGGUGAAAGGUGGUGCCCUUUGAAUGGCAUCGGUUGCAUCACAACAUCUUGUCAGGUUUGCUACACCGGCAGUGUAGACUUUCCAGUGGACGGAGGCACGGUGUGCGCAUUGCCCUGUGAGUUGUAUGCCGAUGUUCCAGAUCUCAUCGUGGAGAAUGGUGCCAUAUCUGUCCCGCCUGGCGAUAGCGCCAAAAUCGCUUGCGAUGCAGGCUUGGGGCCAAGUUGGGAUGAGGCUCUUGGGGCUCCCGGCCCUGCAGAGCUACAAUUCCUUUGCCCUGAAGGCAACACUCGGCUGGAAUACAAAGUCAGCGACUUGGCAAGACGUCCUGCCUGCAAGCCUCGUUGCGUGUCAGGAACCUUUCAAGACGUGGACGGCUACAUCUACACCUAUGGCGACAGCAUCUAUGGUCAGACCAUGAACUUUACAUGCGACGCAUCCCAGUUCGAGUCAGGCAUGGUGGUCCUUCUCUGCAAGGACUCUGUGGUUGAGCUGCUGUCAAGGACAUGCAAGGUUGGGGGAGUCAGGAAAAUACGGUCUCACAUUUUCUGA
This is a messenger RNA of Durusdinium trenchii, 7875 nucleotides long. The record is from the annotation of a GenBank genome assembly. NCBI's taxonomy places the organism in Eukaryota, Dinophyceae, Suessiales, Symbiodiniaceae.